UAGUUCUAGUUAACGCGUGAACGGUGUGGCUAGCUACCCAAAAUCUCAAAAAGUCCAUCUUUUUAAAGUGCUCUCAAGCCGUGACAUAAGGAGACAACAAGCAUAACAGGAGGAAAAAGAAGGGAGAAGGGGGAAGGGUGAUUACAAAGGAAACCCAAAAUUUCCCCAUCACUUCCUUCUCUUUGAUUCAACCUCGUCUUCCUCAACUGUGGUGGAGGAAGGCCAUCUCCAAGCCAUGGUUCUUGAUAGCAUUGUAUCUUCUCCAAUUCGCAGGAAGACAUUCCCAAGGGAUGAGAUGGGAAGCUGGUCAACACUUGUCCAGAGGCAUCGCUAUCUCUUAACAGCUUUAACACUCUUAGCAUUCCUCUGUACGAUCUAUCUGUAUUUUGCAGUUACUUUAGGUGCCACCGGCUCAUGCGCCGGGUUAAAAGGAGCAAAGAGGGCGACUUGUGAACUGCAGCAUGCUGGGUCUUCUCUUCACAGUGGAAAAUUGAAAUUCUUUUAACUUAGGAGAGGGUUUUACUUGUUUAUCAUCUUCUUCUUUCCUCUUUUUGGGGAAUAUUUUUUGGCCGGUAACAAAGGGGACUUAAAAAGAUAUUUAAUUUGAAACAAAAGGGUAUUUAAUUUGAAACAAAUACAAUUAAUAACAAGUAUAUUAUUGUGUUGUCUUGAUAUUUUUUCUGCUUAUGUACAGAUCAAUCUUUGCGGCAUAAAGCAUGAACUCAAUU
Messenger RNA from Rubroshorea leprosula, 728 nucleotides. The record is from the annotation of a GenBank genome assembly. Lineage: Eukaryota; Viridiplantae; Streptophyta; Magnoliopsida; Malvales; Dipterocarpaceae.